CAAAUGGCUGCACCUGCCACCCGUAUGAGUGACGUCUGUUUACGGGCAUGUGAGAUAGAGACAAGGCAGUAGCUAGCCGCGCGGUUACCCCAGGUAUCGUCCUGUAUAAUCGCGCACUUCAUGCUUUCAAUCUAUCACUUUACCACCUCAAUUUUCUCACCCCACUUUCUCACCUCAACUUUAUCAGCUCACUUGCCUUCCUAUAAAGCGGUCUGCCCAUCUACCCCUGCUACCGCCUCGGAGUGUCGCGCCGACUGCGACGCGAGGAAUAUACCGUGGGGUGGAUAAGCGCCCUCCCUAUCGAGCUGGCGGCGGCACGAGAGAUGCUCGACGAAAAGCAUGAAGACCUUGAGCGCGAAGACGACGACGAGAACUUGUAUUCUCUGGGGUCGAUUGCAGGACAUAACGUUGUGAUUGCCUGCCUGCCUGCCGGCCAAAUUGGCAACAACCCUGCGGCGGUUGUGGCGACCCAGUUGAGGGCGAGGUUCAGAGGCAUCCGGUUCGGGUUGAUGGUCGGCGUCGGAGGAGGAGUUCCCAGCGCUGAGGCAGACAUCCGACUUGGGGACGUCGUGGUUAGCAAACCGAAUGGGACCUUCGGCGGCGUGGUGCAGUACGACGCUGGGAAGAACACUCCAAGUGGGUUUGUGCGGACCGGAUCGCUCAACAGUCCGCCGCAGAUCUUGCUCUCUGCAGUGAACACGGUACAGGCAGUCAAGUUGGAAGGGCAAUGCAGGCUGUCUGAGUAUGUUUCCCAUCUCGGCCGCCUUCCCAUAUUUCAGCGCAACAAGGCGGGACCUGACAUCCUAUUUGAUGCGGCGUACGACCACGAGGGAGGCGCCACUUGCGAGAACUGCAGUAGGACCAGGCAAGUGGCUCGGACACCGCGGAACAACGAAGAGGAGGUAGUAGUUCACUACGGUACGAUCGCAUCUGGAAACGCACUCUUGAAGAAGGGACGCACGCGGGACAGGCUGAGCAGUGAAUUGGGUGGCAUCCUCUGUUUUGAGAUGGAGGCCGCAGGUUUGAUGAACAGCUUCCCCUGCCUCGUCAUUCGCGGCAUCUGCGACUACGCCGACUCGCAUAAGAACAAGAUGUGGCAGCCGUACGCGGCAGGAACGGCAGCGGCGUAUGCAAAGGAAUUGCUAUCGGUGAUACCGCUAACCGGUGUGUCUAAGAUCCGCACAGUGGAAGAGACUAUCAAAGAGACGAGACAACAAUUUUGCAUUACCGCCAUCUCACGCAAACAAGGGCAGAUAGACCUGUUCCUAUGCGGGCCAGACGGGCACGUCUACACGUUAUGGUGGGUUGACGGCAGAGGUUGGUCGCCGGGGCACAAGAUCAUUGGUGAUUUUGGUGAUUUUCCUUCUGGCGCCAAAGUCACAGCAGUGUCAAGGGAUGCGGAAAAGUUGGACAUCUUUGCCUGCGACAUCCAUGGUCGUAUUCGUACUAGCUGGUGGCAACUCCCUUAUUACCAGCUGACCAUUGGGUCUCGCUGGAAAACGCGGGACCCGAUAGGGGAACAAUUCCUUGGAGGAACCCAAGCAGCCGCUGUAUCGCGUGACGUAAAUACUCUGGACGUGUUUGCUCUCGCUGAAGGAGGACAGAUCCAUACACUACAGUGGAUAAAAGUAGACCCCUGGUCUAGAAGAACCCUUUCCAAAGAUCCCCUGGGCUUUCCAGUUGGAACGCGCGUAACAGCCACUGCGAGAACUAAACAGCACAUGGAUGUAUUUGUUUGUGACGGGGACGGUAAUGUCAAAACACAGGGAUGGAGCAGUCAUGCUGACCGCUGGACUGACUGGGAAGUCAUAGGUCAGCAGUUCUUGCCUGGAACUAAGAUAGCAGCAAUCGUUCCAGAUGAGGACACUAUCGAACUGUUCGCCUGCCGGCCGAACGGGCAGAUACACACGACCAAAUGGGCUGCAAACUCCGGUUGGGAGCGCACUUGGACUGAAGUAUCCGGCGGGGCAAAAUUCAAAGCUACACCCAAGGUCACUGUCACAAAACUCUCCCCUGGGACGCUUCAUCUCUUCGUCCACGGCACUGACGGUUUCGUAUACACAUGCGGGCGUUCUGGACCCGGAGCCGAGUGGUCCACCUGGGAAUCAGUAAGGAACCAGAGGUUUUUGGGGUCGGUAGAUAUGGCAGUUGCAGCUUGGAAGGGCGCAAAGGCUGCUAAUUUAUUUGUAUCUAAUAAUGACGGUCAAAGGGUUACGGUAUGGUGGACGAGGGGAAGCAUGUCAAAUUGGGAGGAGUGGCGAACCCUGAAGUUACCAGAGGUCUUUGGUUCCGAAUAGCUUAUAAACUAUAUCAAU
Molecule: messenger RNA, 2315 nt
Organism: Westerdykella ornata
Lineage: Eukaryota; Fungi; Ascomycota; Dothideomycetes; Pleosporales; Sporormiaceae
Product: purine and uridine phosphorylase
Exons: 1
Coding region: 324-2297 (657 amino acids)
Biological process (GO): nucleoside metabolic process
Molecular function (GO): catalytic activity
Source: RefSeq, a predicted model, not a curated record